Molecule: messenger RNA, 492 nt
Organism: Balaenoptera ricei (Rice's whale)
Lineage: Eukaryota; Metazoa; Chordata; Mammalia; Artiodactyla; Balaenopteridae
Product: olfactory receptor 8I2-like
Biological process (GO): sensory perception of smell; G protein-coupled receptor signaling pathway
Cellular component (GO): membrane
Molecular function (GO): olfactory receptor activity; odorant binding
Source: RefSeq, a predicted model, not a curated record
AUGAGGCAGAAGGUAGGCUUCACCAGUUCUCUGGUAUACAUCUGUGUGAUGAUCAGUUUGGCAUUCUGUUAUGUCAGCAUCAAUCUUUUCUGUGACACCACAGCUCUUUUGGCGCUUUCCUGCGUGCAUGCAUUCAGCACAGAAAUGGUGAUCUUCGUUUUAGCCGGGUUCACCCUGCUUAGUUCUCUCUUCCUCACCACGAUCACCUACAUUGCCAUCAUCUCAGCCAUCCUGAAGCUCCAGUCUGCAGCAGGCAGACAGAAAGCCUUUUCCACCUGUGCCUCCCACCUCAUGGGGGUGACCAUCUUCUAUGGGUCCCUGAUUUUCACAUAUUUGCAGCCUGAUAACACAUCAUCCCUGACCCAGACACAGGUGGCAACUGUAUUCUAUACCACUGUCAUUCCAAUGCUGAAUCCACGCAUCUGUAGUGUGAGGAACAAAGACAUAAAAAAUACUCUCCUGAGAGUCAUACAUAGAAAACUGUUUCCAUGA